Molecule: messenger RNA, 1044 nt
Organism: Mixia osmundae IAM 14324
Lineage: Eukaryota; Fungi; Basidiomycota; Mixiomycetes; Mixiales; Mixiaceae
Exons: 4
Coding region: 1-1044 (347 amino acids)
Source: RefSeq, a predicted model, not a curated record
AUGCAGAGCGCUUUGCUUGACUCUGUACUACUCCUGAGUGUGCCUGCUCUCAUCUGCUGGCGACCACGUCGCACCUCGUCAUCAGAAGGCGGCAUCAUGGAUUCUCUGCUGGACUUUGCAGGCAACGCCCUCUCGUUCGUACUGCUUAUCCUAGCUACGGUGCUCUUCAUCGGCUUCGUUACGGGCAGUGUCAUGCUAUUCGAAAGAAUCUCCGCCUACGUCUCUGGUCCCGCACCUGUCGUUACCAACAGGAACAGAGCGACAGACAGAGCACAGCAUCAUACUGAGAGAAUUUCAGUGGUCGUCAUCACCAUCAUGCUCACUCUCUCGUUUUGGUGGUUCCCAGCUCUGUUCAACGCGUUCAACGACUGGUUGCAGCUCAGACCAAGAAAGGACGCAGUUCCGGUCAAGAUCAUCGAACGACCCGUCAUUAGACAGUUCAGAAGCGUGCUCGAUCCAUGCUGGAAUUCAUCCACCGGCCAGAUCAUCAUCAGUCUCGGUCUCAUGAUCGUCAUUGUCGUCUAUAUCUCCCAUUCGCACUCGGGCGACGUGGCAGCCAAGCGAAAGCCAAUUCCACCACCAGCUCAGCCUUUCAAGCGACGUGUCGAUCUUCCUCCUACAUUCACCCAACUUGCAGAUCCGCGCAAGCAUGCGCGUACGAGGCACGAGCACAUGCAUCUAGGCGCUAUUUUCAAAGCCUCAGACGGUCAGACGACGUAUACGAACCCCUCCGGGCCUCGACUGCUUGCCUUUCAAGCGACAAAGAGGCGCAGACUAUUCUACCUUCGACCGGCUCAAUUGUCGCAGGCACAGAGGGCACGCAGCGGACUUCUGAUACAUGAUCUUCAGUGGGGUUGCAAGACGGCCGGAUGCAUCCACCGCAAACAAGGCGUCAGAGAAGCCCACAAGAUCAGCACGUCUCCAGGUUGGUCGCAUGAUAUUGGGCAGCUGGGGCCAUCGUCGGGUGGCUCCUCGAUGGUCUGCGGCUGUUUCGAGGGCAAGGCGUCACCCGUGCUGGCUACGCGGGUGACAAGAUGUUACUAA